Prunus armeniaca (apricot) is the source of this 1374-nucleotide messenger RNA. The record is from the annotation of a GenBank genome assembly. Lineage: Eukaryota; Viridiplantae; Streptophyta; Magnoliopsida; Rosales; Rosaceae.
AUGUCGGCUUCGACCGUAUCUAUAACGGCGAACCCGGCCACAACGACUCGGCGGCGUACCGUGGUGGCCGUCGAGAAAAAGUCGACAAACAUCGAACUUGUCUCCGCCGAAAAGGCCGACGGCAAAGCCGAAACCGGCGGUAAUUCUAAGGAUCUGAGCCACCACUCGAUCCGGGGCGAACCGGGUCUCGACCGCUCGGCCCAUGGCAAGAAGACUGCUCCCAAUUCCACCAUUUCACCACCCUCCAAUCGUCGCUCUCGCAGAAGCGUAGCCGUUGAUCCCAAUCCUCGAUGGGUCACCGUUCUCCGAAUCUUUGCCAAGAACUUCAUUCUUCUUCUGUUGGUAGUGGGUUUGUUUCAGAUUGUCAGAAGACUCGCUCUGCGGUCCGGGGAUGGGGUUCCUAUGGCGUUUUCGGAGUUGGAAGGUCGCAUUGCGGAGGUUGAAUCGUUUAUGAAGAAGACUACGAAGAUGGUUCAGGUUCAAGUGGAGGUUGUGGACCGGAAGAUCGAGAGUGAGGUUGGAGGUUUGAGGAGAGAAGUGGAGAAGAAGAUCGAGGACAAGGGGGUUGUGUUGGAGAGGGAUUUGAGGAAAUUGGAGGCGAGAAAUGAAGGUUUGGAGAGGUCGGUGGACGAUUUAAGGAGCGUGGAGUGGUUGUCUAAGCAAGAAUUCGAAAGGGUGUACGAGGAGUUGAAGAAGACGGCGAAGAGCGGCGAGGAUGGAGAAUUCGGUGCUAGGUUGGAUGAUAUAAGGGCGUAUGCGAGGAAUGUUGUCGAGAAGGAGAUAGAGAAGCAUGCGGCAGAUGGGCUUGGUAGGGUGGAUUAUGCUUUGGCCAGUAGUGGGGCUUUCGUUGUGAAGCACUCAGAGCCAUAUUUGGUUGGGAAAGCGAGUAAUUGGGUGUUCUUGAAGAGCACCAAAAAUGGGGUUCACGGUGAUGCCGAGAAGAUGCUAAGACCGAGUUUUGGAGAGCCUGGGCAGUGUUUUCCCUUGAAAGGGAGUAGUGGGUUUGUCCAGAUUAAGCUGCGGACCCCAAUUAUUCCUGAGGCUAUCACUCUGGAACAUGUUGCAAAGAGUGUCGCUUAUGACAGACGGAGUGCUCCUAAGGACUGCAGGGUCUCUGGGUGGCUGCGAGCACAUGAUGAUCUAGAAGUUGAUACAGAGAAAAUGUUCAGUCUUGCUGAAUUCACUUACGACCUUGAGAAGAGCAAUGCUCAGACAUUCGAUAUCUUGGACUCAGCGGUGUCCGGCCUAGUUGACACAGUGAGGUUGGACUUCACAUCCAACCAUGGAAGCGCUUCUCAUACAUGCAUAUAUCGAUUAAGAGUGCAUGGCCAUGAACCUGAUGCUGUUUCUAUGAUGACCAUGCAACUGUCUUAA